Molecule: messenger RNA, 843 nt
Organism: Diaporthe amygdali
Lineage: Eukaryota; Fungi; Ascomycota; Sordariomycetes; Diaporthales; Diaporthaceae
Exons: 3
Coding region: 1-843 (280 amino acids)
Source: RefSeq, a predicted model, not a curated record
AUGCAGCUCCCCCCUCCCCUCCGGCAUGAUUCCCGCAGUCCUAUCACACCAAAGAAGAGAGGCACGAUGGCACAUUCUACCCCUGAUUCUGACGCAGACUGGAACGCAGUGACGCCUUCUCCUACAAGCCCGAAGGAGGAGCCGUGUGACUCUUCACCAGACCCGAAAGAGGAGCUGUAUGAUUCUGAACCGACAACCCCAUGCUCUACCAUCAGCCCAACCCAGGCACUCCCAAUCAAGUUGGAAAUCAAUAACCCCUCUCCGUCAGGCGUCAACGAAUCUCGCCAAUAUGGGGUGUCAAGCACGUCGGAAAUCCCUACACCUUAUUCAGAGCAGCCGCCAUAUUUUGCUUUAUUCGCGAAGACACCACCUCCAACUAUCGUAACUGUUGGUUGCGAUAUCCAGCCAAUGAUUGUUCAUUUGGAUGUAGACAGCGAUUUUUUCAGCGGUCUUUCCAAAACUCAGCUCUAUCUGAAUGUCGGGCUAGCGGACUCAAACGAUAUGACAAGGGUGGAAGGUUUACAGAAUGGGACUGGUAUUGGAAGCAGGCCACCCUCUCUAGAGCUUAACAAUGGUGGGAAGAAGGUGUUUCGAUUCCCCUUCUUCUUUUCUUCAUUGCGAGUGUUGAAAGAGGGGCGUUUUCGCUUUACCUAUGCUGUUCAAAUCCCUGGUUGUGACUAUACCAGGCCAGCCUUCGCAGUCAGCAAGUGUUUCUCAACGACCUUUUGCCCAGAGUUUUCAAGCGAAGAAAUGGAGUACUUAUGUGAGGAACAGCGUAAAGGCAACAUACGCCUCCGCUGGGAAGGGAAAAGCAUACAUAUUGAUGUUCUUGAGACGAAUUGA